AUGGAGGCCGUGAAAGCCUUCAACAACGAGUUGUACUCGUUGAAUGAGUACAAGCCACCCAUCUCGAAGGCCAAGAUGACCCAAAUCACCAAGUCAGGCAUCAAAGCUAUUAAAUUCUACAAGCAUGUUGUCCAGAGUGUGGAAAAGUUCAUACAAAAGUGCAAAGCGGAAUACAAGGUGCCUGGGCUGUAUGUUAUCGACUCAAUUGUGAGGCAGUCACGUCACCAGUUUGGCACAGAGAAGGAUGUGUUUGCCCCACGCUUCAGCAAGAAUAUUAUCACUACAUUCCAGCACCUUUACCGUUGCCCCUCAGAUGACAAGAGUAAGAUAGUGCGGGUGCUGAAUUUGUGGCAAAAGAAUGCUGUUUUCAAGAGUGACAUCAUCCAGCCUUUGUUGGACAUGGCUGCAGGGAUUCCUCCUCCGAGCGUUACUCCUGUCAUGUCCAGCAGUGCUGGCCCCGUCAAUAACACAACACCUGGCACUCCAGCCACCCCAGCUACUCCGGCUAACAUCGUACAGGGACUGCCAGACUGGGCUUCCCAGAUCACCAACACAGACACUGUGGCAGCUGUGGCACAAAUCUUACAAAGUCCGCAGGGGCAACAGCUUCAACAGCUUGUCCAGAGCCUGCAAAUGCAGCAGCAAAAGCCUCAACCCUCACUACUCCAGGCCUUGGAUGCAGGUCUAGUUGUACAGCUGCAAGCUCUGACAGCUCAACUCACUGCAGCUGCAACUGCUAACACCCUCAACCCCCUUGAACAGAGGGUCUCCUCUUUUAACAAGAAACUUUUAGGGCAGUUUGACUUUAGGAAUGAGUCUGAGCGUAAUGAAGAAUCUAAGAAGGAAACGUCAUCCUCUCAACUGCCCAUGGUCUCCGAGCCUAUCAAUAGCUCAUUGUUCCACCAGCUUGCCGAGCAGCUGCAGCAGCAGAACCUGGAGCAGUUUCAGAAACAACUGCUAGAGCACCAGCAAAAGGCUCUGAGUAUAGAAGGACAAGACACUCUAUUUGCUCAAGAGAAAUCAGUUGCAACUACUCAGGGGACCAGUCAGCCACAGCUUCCUGAGCCCGAGAGCAAAAUAGACGACUCAAUAGACAACCAGCAACAGGACAUGGAUAUAGAUGAGGGGCCAGAUGGAAUGGAAGAAGAUGGCUUCGAGGCAGAGGAUAAAAAGACUGUUACCACUCGCUCCAGAACACGCUCAAGAUCACGUUCUCGGUCUCCCAAAAGGAGGAGGUCCAGGUCCCGCUCUGGCUCUCGCAAGCGCAGGCAUCGUAAGCGAUCGCGAUCACGCUCAAGAGAUCGCAAGAGGAAGACGUCACGAUCAUACUCGAGCGAAAGGCAAGCCCAAGAGCGUGAAAAGGAACGACAGAAGAAAGGGCUGCCCCCUAUACGAUCUAAGACUCUAAGUGUGUGCAGCACAACUCUUUGGGUUGGUCAGGUGGACAAAAAGGCUUCUCAACAAGACCUCACAAACCUGUUUGAAGAGUUUGGCCAAAUAGAGUCUAUUAAUAUGAUCGGUCCGAGAGGCUGUGCCUUCAUCUGUAUGGUUCACAGGCAGGAUGCGUACAGAGCACGCCAGAAGCUCAGCAAAGGUUCUUGCAAAAUUGGUUCCAAGGUCAUAAAGAUUGCUUGGGCCUUAAACAAAGGAGUAAGACAAGAGUACAAGCAGUUUUGGGACGUGGACCUUGGAGUCUCCUACAUACCAUGGGAGAAAGUUAAAUUGGAUGACUUGAAUAGCUUUGCUGAAGGAGGAAUCAUUGAUCAAGAGACCGUCAAUGAAGAGUGGGAGACAGCUAAAAAAUCUGAGUCAACCAAGGAUGUUUUAAGCCAACCACCAAGCACUGAGGCAACAACGGUGAACAGCCAGAGUGAAAGUUACAACCAGCAGGUCACCAUGAUGCCAGUGCAGUUACCUGUGCCCCAGGCUGUUCCUGGAGCCGUAGGCUUGUUGCCUCCCAACUUCCCUGUCAAUAUGAGCAUUCCUCCACCAGGUUAUGGGCCACCACCACCAUUUCUCAGACCCACCUUCAAUGCCUCACAACCACCUCCAGGUUUUCUGCAAGCAACACAGACUGCAGCUUUGGCCACUGCACCUCCUUCCCUAGUUCAACCCCCUGUGUCAACAAGCCAAGAAACGGUGAAGGAAGCACCAUUCAGUGCAAUGAUCCCAACAACCACUUCGAUGCCUGGUGGCUUCAUGUCCUCCACCAUCCCUGGAGCCAAUGUUUUUAAUGCGACUGGAGUUCAAAGUCAGCACUCGACUGACAAAAUGCCACCUUCUGCUAAGGGUUUGGAUGGGACACCUGAGCUCACGCUUCAGGGUAUGCAUAAUGCUGUUCGCAGUGGAAUGGGCCUCCUUGGAAUGCACCCCACAGCUGCCCUUGCCCAUCCACUUCACCAGCCUGGAAUGGCGGGCCAAAGAAUGCCUGGAAUGCUGCCACUUGACGUGCGUCCGAACGUCCUUCCACCUGUGGCUGGGGCUCGCUUCCCUCUUCUCCUGCAGCAGGGCCCUACCCAGCAGGCUGCUGGCCUUAUUGAUGGCUCUCUUCAGGCUCAAGCCCACGUCAGGCCCCCCUUCCCUCAACUAGACCCCUUUCAUAGGCCCCCUCACCAGGCCAAUGAUAACGUAUCCAAGAAAGAAGAGUCUUCUUCAGGGGCUGACGAGGGCAAAGACCAGGACUACCGCUUUCCCCCACCGGAGAAACAGAGUACAGGUCUCCUGAGAACACCUCCACCAGAGCAUCGGGCACUUGGUGGUGGUGGCACUGGAGGGGGCCGUGGAGGCGGCAGACCCCCAUUGCUGCAAACCCCAGGGACUCAGCCUGCCAGGGGCAGUCUCCUUGGACGUCUGCAGGCUCUUGCCGGCUUUACCCCUGACAAUCAGUGGAACCAGUCGAGGGGUGACUUCGAUGAACGAGAUGGCUUGGAUCGUCCCAACCCAGGGCACAGCUUCCCUAAUCGCUUCGAUAACCGUCCUGGAAACGCAGCUUCCCAAAAUGUCGGGGGGCCACAGCCGUGGAACCGUAGUGGCGGAGCAGCCAAGUUUGAUAGUGAUCUCGAUGAACGGAGAUCACAGUGGGACAGACAAAGAGACAGAGAUGAAAGAGAGUUUGACUUCCGGAGGGAAAUGAACGGAAAUCGUCCUACCCGUGAUAGGGACAGAGAGCGAGGACGAGACCGUGCCCGAGAGCAUGACAAAGACCGUGAUAAAGACCGAGAGCUGGAACGAGGCAAUUGGACGCCUGUGCUUCCUUUACCGACGCCUCUUCUUCCUACACCCCCUAUAAACCCCAAUCUAAAUCUGAACCAAGGAAAGCUCUUCUCUCCACUCAAAAUGAACACCCCCCUCCAGUCACGAUUCCGGUCUCCCCUGCUGUCUCAAACUCAGGCCAAAGUGCCCCUGUUAGGUCAGCAUCCGGCUCUGGUCCAGUCACCAGACACCAGAAAGGCCAGCCAAACAGCUUCGGUGGAACCAAAAAGAAACAUCGCCUCUUUGCCUGAGACCCCUUUGUCUCAGCCCCCACCUUUGGCCCAACCUGACAACAAGGUUCAGAGCCCACUGCCCAGCUCGCCCACUGAGGCCUGGUCAUUACCACAGCAAGAGACCUCACCGCUCCCGGAAUCAGUUGGCCAAGCGUCAGACGAGACGGCAAGGUCCUCAGACACUCCGAGCCAAUCCUCGCCCAUGGGCUUCACACAAGCUGUCAGCCCCCCUGAAGAGAUGAGACACUCUCAGGAGAAGAAACUAAGCCCGCAGAGUGAUACUGAGAUGUUCUUACAAGAGAAAGUCACCUCCCCUAAAGACCAGUGGCUCAAUGGAGCCGAGAUGGACAAAAGCACUGAGGUCGAACCCACCCCGGACGCUUCUCCGGAGCCCGUCGAGUUGGUGCUGCCUGAAAGCAAAGUCGUGCAGGAGCAGGCUGCGCCACCUCAGGAUGUAGACUUUGUACAGAGUGAGGCCGUGGAGGAAGCUGCGAGUGAGCCAGUGCUAGACACUGACACAGACACUGAGGGGACAUAAUCAUCACUCAGUAGGUAACAGAUCAUUUUGUACAGUUGUCUCUUCUUCUCUGUACUCAUGUCAGCAAAGC
Messenger RNA from Nerophis lumbriciformis (worm pipefish), 4093 nucleotides. The record is from RefSeq and is a predicted model, not a curated record. NCBI's taxonomy places the organism in Eukaryota, Metazoa, Chordata, Actinopteri, Syngnathiformes, Syngnathidae.